AUGGCGGAGGACAGCUUGUGCCGCGCCCUGCACGCGAGGAAUCUACUGGGGAAAAGCACCCCCCCCCCUCUCGAGCUCUACGUCCAGCUCCUCGGUGCGGGGAUGUGCGCCGCGCUCUCACGCGUCGUGCUGGGCGAAAUAGGCCAAACCCCCACCCCGACAACCUCUCCACGGGUAGACCCUCUGUGGGAGCGCCGUCCGAAGAAGGCGACCACCCUCGAUGGUAAACCCCAGGGUCGAUCCCGCCUGUGUGGGGAAGGUCCGAGGGCCGGUUUCGCGGCCUCCGUGGAGGGAUCCCAGAAUCCGCCGGGAUCCUCUUCUCGUCUCCCGCCGCACGGUGACCUUCUUAAUCGACGCGUGAUUGAAUCCCUUCAGGUGGAUCUCUCCGCCCACUACGGCUCCCACGCCCUGCGGAGAGGCAGCGCGAAGCCUUUGGGGCCCGCCUUUCGCAGUAAAAAGGCGCUUUCACACGGCAUUCAUGAGGGGCGUGCACAGCAUAUCUGGCGAAUCAGCAAGGCUCACCGGCAAUGGUGUCCGCGCUGUGGGGUUUCUUUGUCCUCCUCCCCCACCAACGCCUCACAAACGGCGCCAUCAUCAUCGACGUCCACCGCGCUUUAUGUGGAUCCCAUUCACUGCUCGCUACCCAGCGGUCCUGCAAAUAAACGUGUGAAAGCUCCCAACACAGUAAAAGUGUGUGCCCGCUGCUUUCGACUACAAUCUCGUCGUGCGGUCCUGAAGCUUAAGAAGGAUAAAAUCCGUCUUCAAACGUUAGAGGUUCAGCCUUUGGAAAAGGAAAAGGAAAAGGAAGCAUCGAGCGGUUCAGCCGUAUCGUGUAGUGCGAUGGGCCCUAGCGGUAAGCAAACAAAAGACAUUUCUAAGGAGGGCAAUAUAAUGGUUGGGCAUCACUUCCGCUGUAUUACGGAUCUCUGCAAGGUUAAAAAACGUCGUCGUAAACGUGCUUGGUGGUCACGCCGCGCAGCGAAGAAGAGUUCACCAAUUCAAAUGAAGACUUCUGCUAGCAAUCGGUCGGUGAAAACGGCCUCAACGUUGAAAAAAGCAUCGUGGACGUCGUCCCCGGCACCUCAAAAGUUGCAUUUUGAUAUCCCGAAAGGACCGGUACGGCGUGGUGGCGUGAAAUCAAAACCCACCCCGCCCUCUGAGCCUCCACAGAAACCAAAGCCGCUGCUACCACCACCUGGGGAGAAGUCCCCACUCCAUAGUAAAGUUCCAGGUUUAGAAGUUACCAAGAAGCAGGCUGGUAGUAAAGAAGCCAAUUUAAUGCAUGAGAAGCAAACGCACUCUCCACAUGGAGCCUUAGGGUUGACAUCACUGUCUGCCACGCAAAGCGUAUUAGUUCCCGGUCCAAAGACCAGGAAGCGGGGUAGGUCGCGUGGGGAGGUGCAACCCACCCCACAAGCUCCCGUACCUGCUCAACAGUCAAGUAAAAGGAUAUUUGAUAUGAUGAGCAAGCUUGGCUUUUGA
Messenger RNA from Phytomonas sp. Hart1, 1482 nucleotides. The record is from the annotation of a GenBank genome assembly. Lineage: Eukaryota; Euglenozoa; Kinetoplastea; Trypanosomatida; Trypanosomatidae.